This is a messenger RNA of Esox lucius (northern pike), 1958 nucleotides long. RefSeq names its product transmembrane protein 43. The record is from RefSeq and is a predicted model, not a curated record. Bases 236 to 1435 code for a protein of 399 amino acids. The transcript has 12 exons. Gene Ontology annotation, biological process: nuclear membrane organization. NCBI's taxonomy places the organism in Eukaryota, Metazoa, Chordata, Actinopteri, Esociformes, Esocidae. Gene Ontology annotation, cellular component: nuclear inner membrane.
AGGCAUUUUUACCCAAUCACCUCACGAAACAUGUCGGAAGCAAAUUUGUAUCUUUUAUCUUAUAGUUUAUGUUUUUGUCAGAGCAACUACUUGUGGGAUUGUAGAUAAUCUGCCGGAAUAGGAGAAAACCAUCCAGACAACUUUUCAUCUCUUGUCAUUCAAGCCAAGGACAUACAUUGCUUCUCACUGCAAACUUCUCUAACUAAACCGUAACUGAUUGGUUAUAGAAGAAACCAUGUCGGAAACAUCAUUAGGGAAAGAACAUGAUCAGCACACACGGACAACAAGCCGUUCAAAACCCGGAUUUUUGGAUCGUCUGAGCGAAACUGCCGGAGGCACGGUUGUUGGGGUUGUGCUGUUCGUGCUUUCCUUUUAUGUCCUCUUUACCAAUGAGGGACGGGCUUUGCGCACAGCUUCGUCCUUGGAGGAGGGUCUUUCUCAGGUGGUGUCCCUACACCCACACUCCAGGCCACAGGAGAACAACAACAACCGACUGGUUCACCUGACAGCCCCGCUGCGCACCUUGCAGCCCCUCCAUGACCCGAACUACAGAGUGGCAGUGCAAGCAGUGAAGCUGAAGAGACAGGUGGAGAUGUAUCAGUGGGUGGAGUACAGCGAAAGCAGAGACUAUGAAGAGGGUGGAGAAACCAAAACAGAGACUACGUACAACUACAAUACAGAGUGGAAGGCGGAGCUUAUUAACAGCAGGAACUUUGAUAAAGAGAUUGGUCACAUCAACCCCAGUGCCAUGGCGGUGGAGAGUGUAACAGUGGUGGCCCCAGAUGUGCAGGUUGGACCUUUCUUUCUCUCCAAAGGAAUUGUGGAUCAGAUUGAGAACUUUCAGACAUUGAGUCUGAAGGGUAUCCCUGACCCGGAGCCAUUUCUCACCGUUGAUGAGGACUACUUCUACCACACCCCAAACCCCCGCCGACCAGAGGUGGGAGAUGUGCGUGUGAGCUUCUCCUAUGCGGGCCUCAGUGGGGAGGGCACAUACCCAGGACCAGCCCAGAAAGUCAGUGUGGUGGCCAUGCAGAGGGACGACACCCUGAAGCCUUUCAGGACCAAGUCGGGAGACAUACUGGAGAUCAUCUACUUGGAGGAGCUCAGUGCUGAGGAAGUGUUUGAGAGGGAACUUAACUACAACAGUAUGCGGACCUGGGCCCUCAGGGCUGGAGGCUGGCUUCUGAUGUUCCUUGGCAUUAGCCUCAUGACCCGCAUCCUCCACACACUGGUGGAUUGGGUUCCUGUUCUGCGAGAGCUGGUCAGUGCUGGCCUGAAGCUGUUCGCCCUGUGUGUCUCCAGCUCCCUCUCCUUACUCACCAUUGCCUCUGGCUGGAUCUUCUAUCGCCCCCUGGUGGCCAUUGGGCUUAUUGCAAUGGCUGCAAUUCCAGUUGUCAUCGGACGCAAUCGAGCCCCGGCCAAGAAAAAACAAUAACGUUUGAGGUUCUGAACCCAUGAGCUUUCUUUGAUUAAGGGACAUAUUUGUCAAGCUACUUUGAGUAGUUAAUGCUAACUGUAGGAUAACUUUUGCCUUUUAAAAUGUCUGCCUUGACAGCGGAACUGAAAAUAGAUUUACUCUGAGGACGCCCUCCAGAUUUUCAGUAAUAAUAAUCUGAAAUCCAUGGGGUACAUAUGUAAGAUGUGAUACGGUGUAAAACCAAGAAAGUCAGCCAAACAAUUUCCAAAAGACAAUGUAUACAUAUUGCAACAACUGUUCAGCAAUCACCCCAAAGAUGUAAUAUGUGGAGCGAUAUUAAAGCAUGCAUUAAUGUUACUGUAGAGCCAUUGAUGAAUGUAUCUAUAUUGGUAGUAGACACCGUUUAUCUACCUUUUAUUUAGCAUGACCAUUUACCCACAUGUGUUGAAUGUACAUGGAACUCUACUUUCACCAUGACCAGUGAUAUGUUUAGCCACCUCUUGUUUGAUAUUAAAAAGCAAAAUAAACCUGUGUUUUUGAA